AUGGCGUAUGGGUCAGCUGCCUCACCUCUUGUCUCGAACAGCAGCACCAUUCGGUGGAUGGUCCAAGAUACUCUUCAGUGCUCGCGUCUUGAGGUAAACAAUAUGGAAGACAUCCGAGGCCAUCUACAUGGCAUAUGCAAGCUGCGUCUCUCCAACGGCUCUCGACUAGUCCUGAAACUCAGUCCCUCGCCCAAUACAGCUCUUCUCCGGCAUGAGCGAUACUUUCUCGAAUCAGAGGCUACUAUUCUUUCCCUUCUCAAAAAAAGCUGCCUACCAAUACCACGAAUAUUGAGAUACGAUCCAAGGAGUAUCCAACUCGGUUCGCCCUUCCUCCUCAACACCCAUGUUCCAGGGAUUUCGUAUGCAGAUGCCUUGCCACAUCUCACAAACCCUGAGUGCAGAGACAUCGAGCUGCAGCUUCGAUCUCUUGGUUCCACCAUCAAUCAGCACACAUCACCUACAUUUGGACCCGCGGCUCUUGUCGCCUCGAACAGAGGAUUUUCAACUUGGCGGGAAUCAUUCAAGUCAAUGUUUGAAUCUAUUAUGAUGGACGCAGAGGACAUGACGAUCAACCUACCUUACCAUGGGAUCCGGGAAGCGGCAUCUUCAGUGGCAAAGGACUUGCAUGACGUCAAGGAAGCCAGACUUGUAGUCUUGGGAUUGGGUCGACCGCAGAACGUGCUUCUUGAUCGAAGAAGUAAAGACGUUAUAGGUCUCUUGGACUUUGGUCAGACAAUCUGGGGCGAUACCGCCUUUUCAGAACCUGAAUCAUGCUGUGACCGAAAAGGUUUACUGUAUAUAUGCUACCACGCAGUUGUCACGAUUGUUACAAACCAUUAUAGACCGCAGAGAGAUGCAAAGGAAUUGGACGCCAGGAAGACUCUGACUACGACUCUUGCACAGUUGGCCGUGAGGAACGAAGGUGGCUGA
Molecule: messenger RNA, 930 nt
Organism: Letharia columbiana
Lineage: Eukaryota; Fungi; Ascomycota; Lecanoromycetes; Lecanorales; Parmeliaceae
Exons: 2
Coding region: 1-930 (309 amino acids)
Source: RefSeq, a predicted model, not a curated record